AUGACACCUCGAAUUCAAAAACCAGCUCCAUCCUUUUCCAAGACUGCCUUGUUACCAGAUGGAUCUUUCGGAACCAUCAACUUGAGUGAUUAUAAAGGCAAAUAUGUCAUCUUGUUCUUUUAUCCUCUCGAUUUCACAUUCGUUUGUCCCACAGAAAUCAUUCAAUUUUCAGAUCGUGUCAAAGAAUUUGAAAAAUUGAACACUCAAGUCAUUGGUGUCUCUGUCGAUAGUGAAUUCACUCAUCUUGCAUGGACACAAACUCCAAGAAAUGAAGGAGGUUUGGGCCCUCUCAAAAUUCCUCUCAUCUCCGAUUUGGAUCAAUCUCUGUCGAGAGAAUACGGAGUGUUAAUGGAAGAUGGAACAGCUGUACGUGGCACAUUUCUCAUUGAUGAUCAACAAGUAUUGAGACAAAUUACAGUGAAUGAUAUGGAUGUGGGAAGAAAUGUGGAUGAAAUUUUGCGUUUGGUUCAAGCGUUCCAAUAUGUAGCACAACAUGGAGAGGUUUGUCCAGCAGGAUGGCAACAAGGAAAGCCAACAAUGAAGGCAAAUCCAAAAGAUUCGAGAGAGUAUUUUGAGAAGGUCAAUAAUGAAUAG
Molecule: messenger RNA, 594 nt
Organism: Naegleria lovaniensis
Lineage: Eukaryota; Heterolobosea; Eutetramitea; Acrasida; Naegleriidae
Exons: 1
Coding region: 1-594 (197 amino acids)
Biological process (GO): cell redox homeostasis; cellular response to stress; response to oxidative stress
Cellular component (GO): cytosol
Molecular function (GO): thioredoxin peroxidase activity
Source: RefSeq, a predicted model, not a curated record